Diachasma alloeum is the source of this 1722-nucleotide messenger RNA. RefSeq lists its product as uncharacterized. The record is from RefSeq and is a predicted model, not a curated record. The transcript is spliced from 2 exons. Lineage: Eukaryota; Metazoa; Arthropoda; Insecta; Hymenoptera; Braconidae. The coding region runs from base 110 to 856 and encodes 248 amino acids.
ACUCACCACAACACAAUUGUUGUGGCUGAAAACAACAUCACGUGAAUUGGAAUGUCUUUAAUGUUUGUGUGAUUGGUUUUGUCGUUAAUACGUAGAAAAAUUGUGGGAAAUGCCUGUAACAUUAACAAAAAAUCAGAAACGUGGUUUAAUAUUAAGCCAUGAUGAAUUUAUGUAUUACUUGGUGACCAAAAGUGAAGGAAAGGUUUUGUGGCGAUGUUCGAAAUAUGGAAGAACAAGUCAUGGAUAUUGUUACACCACAAUAGCUGCUCCUGAAGGUGAAGUACUCUCGAUUAAGGAGCAUAAGCAUGCGGGUGUUGCUGGUGAAAUUGAACCUAAGGUAGUGAAAGCAAAAAUAAAUGACAGAGCAGUGUCAACUCAUGAUGGCCCUUCUAAAAUUCUUGCCAAACCGUUAGAAGGAGCCAGCGCCUCGGCCUCAGGUUGUUUACUAAAUCUUGAGUCAUUGGCGAAAACUGCAAGAAACAGACAAGCUAUUAAUAAUCCCACACCGCCUGAGCCAACUAGUGCCCAGGAUUUAAUUGUUUCUGGAAGUUAUUCUCAAACAACAAAGAAUGAGCCUUUCUUAAUGUACGAUUCUAAGAAUGAGAAUCGAAUCCUCAUUUUUUUUACAGAAUAUAAUCUGAAUACUCUGGCAUCUUGUGACACCUGGCUCCCUGAUGGAACUUUCCAAGUAUCUCCAUUAAACUUCCAGCAGUUGUAUACAAUACAUGGACUUAAGGACGGAAAAGUGCUGCCCCUAGUAUAUAUGAUGUGUAAAAAGAAGAGCAAAAAGACAUACAUUACUGUUUUGAGAAAAUUGAAAGAAUUAAACCCUGGAUUGAGCCUACUCGAUUGCUAAUUGAUUUCGAAAUGGCAAUGAUAAAGGCAUUCCAGAGGGAGUUCCCAAGGGCAGACGUGAGUGGCUGUUUGUUUCAUUUUUCUCAGGCCGUUUGGAGUAAAAUACAAGAACUUGGUUUACAACACAGAUAUAAUGAUGAUAGUGAUUUUGCAUUGCAAACCAGAAUGCUCCUUGCAUUAGCUUAUGUACAUCCUUCAGACGUGGUAAGGGCAUAUGAAAAGUUGAUUAAAUCCCCUUAUUACGAAGAAAAUCGAGUGAGUUACGCAGCUUUGCUUGCUUAUAUUGAUGAUACUUGGAUUGGAAAGAAGUUUCAGUCUUGGCGUAAGCAACGUGGGUCACCAAAAUUUGCCAUUGAUUUGUGGAAUCCAUUUGAAAGCGUGGUGAACAACGCACCCCGCACUAAAUGCAGUGGAAGGGUGGCACCACGCUUUCAAUUUGAGGGCUGGAGCAUGUCAUUUGUCGGCAUAGAAAUUUAUAGAGUUGAUUAAGUCUGAGCAAGUUUUGACUGAAGCUAUUCUUGAACAAUUGAAUACAGGAGGUGAGCCACCGAAGAAAAAGAGAAAAUAUCGUGAUUAUGCUAAACGUAUAAAGAAUAUUGUUAGUGACUACGAAAAUCGUGAUUAUCUGUAAUAUCUUCGAGGCAUUGAUCAAAAUAUUAAAUUUCAAUUGAAUGAGGAAAUAUUAAUGUAUUUUUGAUAACGUGCUAUGACAGGAGGAACAAUGAAUUGUGUUAUAUAAUUUGGAUUUUGUUUGCGGAAUUUUCGAUUUUUGAUCGUUGUUUGUGUGCUUGGGUGUUUAUCUGAGUAUUUUGAUAGAGUUUCAUUUGUGAAUUAUUAUUAUUUCUGUGAAUAAAUAUUUCCAUAGUU